AUGUAUUUUGUUCAAUUUAAUAAAAAAAGAUUUAUCAUAAAAAUAUCGAAUAUACAAUUAAACGCUUUCUUUAAUAUCCAGGACGUAUUUUCAAUAGAUUCCAAUUUAAAAAACUUAUAUGAAGAAUUGAAUAAGGAAGACAAAAUUGACAAUUACAAAAUUAUUGUACAGAAUUGGAAAAAUAUGAAUGCACUCAUCCGGGCUGUAAGGAAUUUAAUACAUUUAUCACUUAUGCCACAAAACGAAGAACGUGAUGAACGAUGUUUUUCACUAAAGCAUUGGUUAUAUCAAGAAACCAGGAAUAUAUUUAAUCAGAAUUCUACUAACGUUAAUUAUGAACCUGCUAUAACUAAGCUUAUGGAUGUAAUUCUUCGUAUUAAUAAUACGCAUUUUUCGGGAAAGCAAUGUUACUGCUCCUUUGAUGGUACAUUAAAUGAGUGGAAAGAGGAGAAGGAUUUGCAUGAUUAUUUUAAAAGUUUUAGCAGCAUUGAAAGUUUUAUUAAUGGAAAUGAAGAUGCAUGCAUAAAAAAUUUCGGCAGGGUCAAUUAUAUUAAUAGACUAUACAAAAAAUACAUAGGAGAAUGCUGCUAUUGUUUUAAGUCAGGUCAUUGUAAUGAGUGGUGUCCCGAUUAUUUCAAAUGUGAGGACAACCUUAAUCCAUAUAAUCUAUACUUAAAAUUAAAAUGUAAAGAAGAACAUACUAAAGAUUUUAUUAAAGUUGAUAAACCGAUAGGUAUUGAUAAUCAUGUUAUAACAACAACUCGAAAUUCAUUAUUAUCAGAAUAUAAAAAAAAAAUACAGGACCCGUUCUACAGUAUAGUAUUGUAUGCUUUUGGGACACUAUGUAUAUUCAUGAUAUUUUCCGUUUUUUAUAAAGUAGUUAAAAAUUAA
This is a messenger RNA of Plasmodium cynomolgi strain B, 891 nucleotides long. RefSeq lists its product as hypothetical. Lineage: Eukaryota; Apicomplexa; Aconoidasida; Haemosporida; Plasmodiidae. The transcript has 2 exons. Bases 1 to 891 code for a protein of 296 amino acids. The record is from RefSeq and is a predicted model, not a curated record.